Molecule: messenger RNA, 8574 nt
Organism: Sardina pilchardus (European sardine)
Lineage: Eukaryota; Metazoa; Chordata; Actinopteri; Clupeiformes; Clupeidae
Gene: afdna
Product: afadin, adherens junction formation factor a
Exons: 34
Coding region: 185-6073 (1962 amino acids)
Biological process (GO): signal transduction; regulation of protein localization
Cellular component (GO): adherens junction
Molecular function (GO): cell adhesion molecule binding
Source: RefSeq, a predicted model, not a curated record
ACAGAAGGAGCGGUUGGAGAGAGGUGCAACCGGCGACUACAACACACGCAGGCUACUCAACCCGCUGUUUCUGUUCUUAUACCGGGUGUUUUCGUUUUUUUUAAUCGUGAAGUUGUCGGAUAAGACACCUUUAUCUGGGACAAAAGGAUUUUCUCCUGUUUGAGAGUAUCAUUCAGGAUUGAGAAUGGGGAGCAGGGAAGAGGAACGGCGAAAACUCGCCGACAUCAUUAACCACUGGAACGCCAACCGGCUCGACCUGUUCGAGAUCAGUCAGCCAACGGAGGAGCUGGAGUUCCACGGCGUGAUGCGCUUCUACUUCCAGGACCGCGUGGCGGGGAACUUCGCCACCAAGUGCAUCCGGGUGUCCAGCACGGCCACCACGCAGGACGUCAUCGAGACGCUGGCCGAGAAGUUCCGGCCGGACAUGCGCAUGCUCUCCUCGCCGCGCUACUCCCUCUACGAGGUGCACGUCAGUGGGGAAGAACGGAAGCUGGACCUGGACGAGAAGCCGCUGGUGGUGCAGCUGAACUGGAACAAGGACGACCGCGAGGGCCGCUUCGUGCUCAAGAACGAGAACGACAUCAUUCCCAAGAAGACACAGAUCAAUGGGCCCGAGAGGGAAAAAGAAGGCGUCAUUCAGAACUUCAAACGGACGCUGUCCAAGAAGGAGAAGAAAAAGGAGAAGAAGAAAGACAAGGAGGCCUUCGCCCGCAUCCCAGAUGGAGAUGAAAGUGCACUCAACAGAGAGGACGGGGAGAACUCGCGGCUGGCGGUGGAGGUGUACAAGGAGAUGCCGGAGACGAGCUUCACGCGGACCAUCUCCAACCCCGAGGUGGUCAUGAAGAGGAGGAGGCAGCAGAAGCUGGAGAAGAGGAUGCAGGAGUUCCGCAACAACGACGGACGGCCCGACUCAGGCGGGACACUGCGGAUCUAUGCGGACAGCCUGAAGCCCAACAUCCCGUAUAAGACCAUCCUGCUGUCCACCACAGACACGGCCGACUUCGCCGUAGCCGAGGCGCUCGAGAAGUACGGCCUGGAGAAGGAGAACCCCAGAGACUACUGCAUCGCUCGGGUGGUCCACUCUGAAGACAAACCAGUGAAGGAGACCAUCCUGGACGACGCGGAGUGCCCACUGCAGAUCUUCCGCGACUGGACCAGUGAUAAAGAGGCCUUAGUGUUCCAGCUGAAGAAGAGACCCCCAGAUUACGUUCCAAAGAAGGGCCACAAGCCAGCCGACAGGCGUGGCUCAGUUCCCCCAGAGAAACUGCCCUACCUGGUAGAGCUCAGUCCAGGGCGCGGGAACCACUAUGGCUACUACGCCUACCGCCACCACGAAGACGGCUCCGACUCGCGGGAUAAGCCCAAGUUGUACCGCCUCCAGCACAGCGUCACUGAGGUGGGCUCCGACUGCACUGACGACGGCUCCAUACAGCUCUUUGGUCCGGGCGUCCUCCCCCACCACUGCAACCUGCUGCACGCCGACGGCCUGGUGACGGUGACCCCGGCGACCCCGGAGGCGGAGACGCUGGUGGACGGGCAGCGGGUGGUGGACACCACGCUCCUGCGCUCGGGCGCCACGUUGCAGUUCGGCCACGCGCACGUCUUCAAGUUCGUGGACCCGGCCCAGGAGCAGCUCGCUGGCAAGCGCGAGCCGGGGCCCAUGAUGCAGGGCCGCCACAAGUCCGGCAGUGUCCCGGAGACGGCCUUUGACCCCCACGGGGACAUCCACGGCUCCGGACUCCCCACCAGCAAGAGCUCAGGGAAGUUGGAUAUGGAGCGUGCGGGGAAUGGCAGUGAGAGGGGCAUGGUGAAGCCAAUGAUCCGCGGGGAGCAGCAAGACUUCAGCAAGCAUGACGGCAGGUCCCUGGACGGCCUGGGCCCCGAGCUCACGCUGCCGGCCAGCAUCGAGUUCCGGGAGAACUCGGAGGACGCCUUCCUGUCGGCCAUCAUCAACUACACCAACAGCUCCACGGUGCACUUCAAGCUGUCGCCCACCUACGUGCUGUACAUGACCUGCCGCUACGUCAUGUCCAGCCACUACCGGCCCGACAUCAGCCCGUCCGAGCGCACGCACAAGGUCAUCGCCAUCGUCAACAAGAUGGUGAGCAUGAUGGAAGGAGUCAUCCAGGAGGUUGCUGACGGUGAUCAGAAGCAGAAGAAUAUAGCGGGCGCUCUGGCCUUCUGGAUGGCCAACGCCUCCGAGCUGCUCAACUUCGUCAAGCAGGACAAGGACCUGAGCCGCGUCACCCUGGACGCACAAGACGUGCUGGCCCACCUCGUGCAGAUGGCGUUCAAGUACUUGGUCCACUGCUUGCAAGCUGAUCUCAACAACUACAUGCCUGCUUUCCUGGAUGACCCAGAGGAGCAGAACCCCCAGAGACCUAAAAUAGAGGACGUCCUCCACACGCUGACGGGCGCCAUGUCCCUCCUGCGCCGCUGCCGAGUGAACGCGGCGCUGACCAUCCAGCUGUUCUCCCAGCUGUUCCACUUCAUCAACAUGUGGCUCUUCAACAAGCUGGUGACGGAGGCCGACUCGGGCCUGUGCUCGCACUACUGGGGCGCCAUCCUGCGCCAGCAGCUCAGCCACAUCGAGGCCUGGGCCGAGAAGCAGGGCCUGGAGCUGGCCGCCGACUGCCACCUCAGCCGCAUCGUGCAGGCCACCACCCUGCUGACCAUGGAUAAGUACUCCAUGCAGGACGUGCAGAACAUCAACAACACAUGCUUCAAGCUCAACUCACUACAGCUCAACGCCCUCCUCAGCAACUACCACUGUGCCCCCGACGAGCCUUACAUCCCCCCGGAGCUGAUUGACCAUGUGGUGGCGGUGGCAGAGAACACAGCAGACGAGUUGGCGCGGAGCGACGGGCGCGAGGUGCAGCUGGAGGAGGACCCCGACCUGCAGCUGCCCUUCCUGCUGCCCGAGGACGGCUACUCGUGCGACGUGGUGCGCAACAUCCCCAACGGCUUCCAGGAGUUCCUGGAGCCCCUCUGCCAGAGAGGCUUCUGUCGUCUGACCCCUCAUCCCCGCUCUCCCGGCACCUGGACCGUCUACUUCGAAGGAGCCGACUGCGACAGCCACUUCUCCGCCGACACCUCUGAGCUGCCAAUGCGGAAGGAUCCGGAAAUCGUGACGGUCACGCUCAAGAAGCACAAUGGCAUGGGCCUCAGCAUCGUGGCUGCCAAGGGCGCUGGCCAGGACAAGCUGGGCAUCUACAUCAAGUCCGUGGUCAAAGGAGGAGCUGCAGACAUGGACGGGCGUCUGGCUGCAGGAGAUCAGCUGCUGAGUGUAGAUGGCAGAAGUUUGGUUGGUCUCUCCCAAGAAAGGGCGGCUGAGUUGAUGACCCGCACAGGUUCCGUGGUGACCCUGGAGGUGGCCAAGCAGGGUGCCAUCUACCACGGCCUGGCCACACUCCUCAAUCAGCCCUCCCCCAUGAUGCCCAGAGCGAACGACCGCUCUCGGGACAAGGGCAAGUUGCGACCAAAGAGUGAGGGCUUCGAGCUCUACAACAACACGGUGCAGAACGGCUCCAGCGAGAGCCCCCAGGGCAACUGGGACAACUACCCAGAACCAAAGAAGAUGGGCGGCGAGGAGCGGCUGCUGAAGAACCGCGCGGACCACCGCUCCAGCCCCAACGUGGCCAACCAGGCCCAGAGUCCAGGAGGAAAGCCCGUGUACCCUGGAGGACCAGGGAAGAUCACCUCCGUCUCCACUGGCAACCUCUGUGCUGAUGAGGAGCCGUCUCCCCCUCGCCCAGAGGCCUACCCCAUCCCCACCCAGACCUACCCCAGAGAGUACUUCACGUUCCCGGCCUCCAAGUCUCAGGACCGGGUGGGGCCCUCGCCCAACCAGCCCUGGCAGGACAACGAGGACAGGCCUCCGAUGGAGGUCCAUCACAACAACAACAUGUCCAUGCAGAGAGUGGCCCACUCCCAGGAGGAGCUGUGCGACGUGCCGGGCGGCUACCUGCAGCAGCAGCAGCACCCGGACUACCAGCGCGGCAGCGGCGAGCACUGGAACCAGCAGGUGUCGUCCUCCCUGGAGUCCAGCACGUCCAGCCAGGAGCACCUCAACUACUCCAACGCCUCGGUGGGCUCCGGCGGCAAGGGCCCCAGCAACCACAAGAGCGGGCCAGGCCGCUGGAAGACCCCGGGCCCCCCGCCGGGCCCCCACUCCCAGCCCACGCGCACCGACCUGCCCCCUCCUCCGCCGCCUCCCCCAGCUCACUACGACUACGAGCCCCAGCCGGAGAUGCCGCUGCCGCCUCCGCCCGUCUCCCAGCAACAGCAUCAGCAGCAGCAGCAGCAUCAGCAGCAUCAGCAACAGCAGGCGGCUGCUGCAGCUGCGGCCGCCGCCGACCGCAAGAAGCGCGAGGAGCAGCAGCGCUGGUACGAGAAGGAGAAGGCGCGGCUGGAGGAGGAGCGCGAGCGCAAGCGGCGCGAGCAGGAGCGCAAGCUGGGCCAGAUCCGCGGCGCCCCCGGCCCGGGCCCGGCGCACGGCCAGCACGGCACCCUGCCCCACAUGCCGCCGCCGCAGCACCACCACCACCCCCACAACAUGCCCCCGCCGGCCGGCCCCGGGCCCAUGCAGAUGCCCCCACCACAGCAGCAGCAGCAGCCGCCCUACAUGCCCCCACAGCCCCAGCCGCCGCAGUCCCAGCCCAUGGCGGCCCCGGCGCCCCCGAUGCGGCCCGAGAAGCUGUCCAGCCUGCCGCGCGGCAUGUCGGCCCCGUCCGGCCCCCCUCCGCCCGGCGGCGACACGGUGAUCCGCGACCUCCUGCCGCAGCAGCAGCCGCGCACCAUCGAGCGGCGCGACCUCCAGUACAUCACCAUCAGCAAGGAGGAGCUGUCGGCCAGCGACUCACUCUCGCCCGACCCGUGGAAGCGCGACGCCCGCGAGAAGCUGGAGAAGCAGCAGCAGCUGCAGAUCGUGGACCUGCUGGACAGGGAGAUCCAGGAGCUGCAGGCCAAGCCCGAGCGCACGGCCGAGGAGAGCGACCGCCUGCGCAAGCUCAUGCUGGAGUGGCAGUUCCAGAAGCGGCUGCAGGAGUCCAAGCAGAGCGACGACGACGAGGACGAGGAGGAGGACGACGAAGACGACGUGGACACCACCCUCAUCAUGCAGAGGCUGGAGGCCGAGAAGCGAGCACGGUUGCAGGACGAGGAGCGGAGGAGGAAGCAGCAGCUGGAGGAGAUCCGCAAGCGGGAGGCUGAGGACCGGGCCAAGCAGGAGGAGGAGAGACGCUGGCGGGAGGAGGAGAGGGCCAGGCGAGAGGCCGAGGAGAAGAGGAGACAGGAGGAGGAGUACUAUAACCGCCUGGAGGCGGAGAGGCGCCGGCAACAUGAAGAGGCCGAGCGCAAGCUGCUGACCCCCGAUGAGCCUGGUCUGUACAGACCGCCCCUCCCCAAGGACUACCAGCCCCCCCCUCCCGCCUCUCCCGCCAACACAGCCAACACUAACCACAGCAACAGCAGUGCUCCACCACCCCCCCCUCAGAGAAACACCUCUUACCUCAAAACCCAGGUCGCCUCCCCCGACACCCUGUACACUGCCAAGUUUGUCUCGUACAAUGACGAGGAGGAUGAGGAUGAGGACGCUGGCCCAGCAGGUCAGGUUAAGCUUUCCGCGACCCGGAAGUCAUACGGCGACCUCCCACCCGCCGCGCAUAAGCCACAGCCGCCGCCCCUCGCGCGAAAGCCCCGUCCCAUGUCCGACGGCAUCUUUCUGUCCAGUCAGUUCCACCUGCCUGCUGACAAUGCCAACAGUACUACCGGCCGGACAGGCCACGCGCCUCCACUCCCCUCCACCAAACCCAACUUCAUUCCACCACCCAAUUCUAAAGCAGGAUUUAAUUCGUACACUGGAAACACAACAGGGCUUGUAGGAUCGGGAGAAGUUUACAAGGAAAAGUGGAUUAAAAGUGUGCCAGAGCAGGACAACACGAUCGCAGGUAACCCCGAGAGCCUCACAUUUAAGGAACGCCAGCGUCUAUUCUCCCAGGGAAAGGAGGUGUCCAACAAGGUCAAGGCCUCACGGAAACUGAUGGAGCUGGAGAAUGAACUGAACACAAAGUAGACUGGAGCCUUAGUUAGGGAGACACAAAUGCCAGUACCUGGUUGUAGUACUGGGAAUCUAGUUUGAGUUUCCCCAAUUACCUUAUUUUCCUUCUUCAAAUCUUUUUUUUUUUUUUUUUUAAGAGAGUAACUGGACCAUUAAAUACUAUUUAGAUACGUCAUUGCAAUAAGAGAGACGAUACUGCGUAAUUUCCCCUCUAAAGAUUCAAAGAUUAUUAUUAUUAUUGAAAAAGCACUGUAAAUGUUUUAAUUAUUUUAUUGAGAAAUUUUCAGUCACAUGAAGGGGGUUAUAUUUUGGUUUCAAUGACUUUUGGGGGGGAAAGAUGCAUAUUUUCUCAUUUUAAUGUUUUUUUUUUUUUUAGUAGUAUACAGUAAUGUGGGAUAUUUUAUGGUGUUUUAUGCUCUUCUCUGCAUUGCGUAUUUCCCACUUAUUUUUAUGUUUUCCAUGAAAAUAAGUACCCAAACUCGACCAACCUUUUACUGUUAUAAACGCUGCCCUGUACUCUGUGAGCGUACUCUGCUUUCAGAUUUAAAAUUUGUUAUAUGAUGGGAAAACGUCAUCAUCCAGACAGAUAACACCACCGCCCAUUCCAUUUUACCACUAAGCCAGGUAUUACUGUACAAGGGACUGUUUCACUAAAGGUUCCACCUGUUUGUAUAGCUACACUGUAAAACCUGUUUUCAUCAAUUCCAUUUCAAACUAACAAGGGCGUUCACUAGAGCAUCAGUCUUCGGAAACAAACUAGUGUCAUCUCAAUGCCUCUGAACAGUUUGUACUCAUUGGAAGUGAAACGUUAAACAUUCCUGCAAGAACAUUUAGACAGGCAACAUGUAUCUUUCUGGUUUUUCUUCACCGUCUGAAAACUUGCCAUUUUUUUGCCCAAAAGGUUUGAUAUUUUUAGUGGUCAUUUUUCCUGUGACCCCUCUUUGCAGUUUCUUUUCUUUUUUUAAAACUCUUGUUUGAUUUGAAUGGAUAUUUGCGUAGUUGAGUGGCAGUGUGAUCAACUGGUGUAAAAAAAACACCAGUAUGACAAUGAUGAGUCAAGAAUGGGAAAUGAUUUCAGUUCAAAUUUAAAUAACAAACACUAAACGUAGGAAUGUAACAUUUGCGUAGAAAAUAUUUAUUUGAUCGUCAUGCAAUAGAUUUGUUUUCCUAUUUAUGAAAAUCUGUUUUAAUUGAAACGAUGAAAAGGAAACACAUUUGAAUCGUACUUGUUUCUUUUUUUCCCCCUUACUUUUUUUUUUUUAAGAGAACAUGCCUAAUUCCAGUGAGGUGUGUUUUUUUUUAUUAUUGUUUUAGGUUCCUUACUCCUUACCAUUGGAGGUAAACAGUUGAUGCAGGAUGAAAUUUUGUUGAGUCUCCAGAUACACCUGCAUCUCUCCGUUCACAAAUGUCUAGACUUACUGAACAUGUUGUGUAAAUAAUUUUCAAGAGAUCAAAGAAGACCUGACUUUACUUUGUACAUUUUAAUUAAUCAUCUCUAAGGCUCUAGUGUCAAUAUCCCCUUUUCUGCUCAGAAAAUGUAAACCGACAUGUAAACACAUGUUUUUCAUUUUAGGUUACAGGUUUAUUUGGUUUCAUUUUAUUGGUUGUUUCAUGUUAGGCUUUUGUAAAUCAAAUAAAUACAGAUUUUACAAAAAAACAUGGAAUUGUCUGUACAAUUUGUAUAGAAUUAUACAAAGUAUUAUUUUUCACAUAUUUAGCCUUGGAACAAGUUGCCACUGUUAUAGCCAGUUAUGUAAGCAACGGUUUAAGUAAUCAGUCAAAAUGAGCAUUGAAUCUUUACACGUAACACAUUUUGACUCUGAAGGAGUUACAAACAUGUUUAUGGUUGCAACACACAAUGUCUUAUAUUUUUCAAAAUAAAAAGUGAACUACAUUGGGGUAAUUUUCUCUUGUGUAUGAGAAUUGUUUGUGGAAAUGGUGUUGCUUUGGUCUUCCUGAAUAAUAUGUAUCCUUUUAUCUGUCCAAUAAUGACCUUUUCAAAGGGAAUGUUGCUCAAGAAGAAUAUAUUGCUGCAAAGUCAGUGGAGGACAGUCAUGGAUAAUGGCGAUCAUCUGGGACUCCACCAUAAUAAAGAGAACUGAAGUGAUGUCACGUGGAGACUCAGGAUUUAAUGUAAAGAUGGUGGAUCAGAGCAGACACCCUGCUGCCUUUGCUGAUUGAUUAUGUAGUUUGUUACAUGUUGGAUGCAUUUGCAGAGAAAGGUAUAUUUUUUUGACAUUUUUAUUUUUUAUCAGCUAUUUUUCAGGUCACAGUUGACCUGAUUGUUACAAAGAAGAGGACACUGACUGAACCACCACUUAUUCUUACAAAUCUAAUUCAAAGCUGCUUUUCCCUAAUCUUCCAACAAUUCCAGACUGCUAAAAGAAAAUCCUAAGAUUAAACUUUCAAGACAUUUGUGGUUGAUAAUGCGAGACCAUGUGGACAUAAGGACUAGCUGUGCCUAUCCCUCUGUAUUCAAACUGUACCUUACUUUUAAUAAAGUCUAAUACACCUUG